This is a messenger RNA of Mustela lutreola (European mink), 4193 nucleotides long. RefSeq names its product TLE family member 7 (gene TLE7). Lineage: Eukaryota; Metazoa; Chordata; Mammalia; Carnivora; Mustelidae. Gene Ontology annotation, cellular component: transcription regulator complex; nucleus. The coding region runs from base 2435 to 3898 and encodes 487 amino acids. Gene Ontology annotation, molecular function: protein binding; transcription corepressor activity. The record is from RefSeq and is a predicted model, not a curated record. The transcript has 7 exons. Gene Ontology annotation, biological process: regulation of DNA-templated transcription; negative regulation of canonical Wnt signaling pathway.
AAUAGGAAGACGUCAGUGGUGGCCACGCCCCGGAAGACACCUGCCCCAGGUUCUGACCCAGGGCUUGAUUAUCAAUUAAGCUAAGGUUUAAAAAUAGCAGCCCUGCAGGGGAGAAGGCUGUACCUGGGCGUCCCAGCGCGGGUUCAGUUCUGCGGCCUUCCCUUCUCGGCUUUGACCUUCUACCUUCAGGGGUGAGUUUCCUGCCAGUGGGGGGACUGGUGAGGGCCUGACUUGCCGGCAGGAGGGACCCGUUCCCCUCCAACACACCCCCCAGCCCCGCAACUAACAUUUUGUACUGAAGCUUGCACAACAGUUGCGGGUAAGGGGAGGGGUCCCUGCAUUUCCAGCUCUGGGGUGAGAGCAGAGGGGGUUUCAGUGAUGUUGAUUCUUCCCUCUGCUCUUUCUAGAAAGGCUUGUCUUACUCUUAGGGCGAAGUCCUCUUCAUAUGUGAGAUCCUGGCUAAAUGGCCCCACUGCCUUUAAGCUUCACCUGAGGGCCGCUUGCUAGUCUCUUCCCGCCUCGCCUCACCACACUGGCCGGCGGGGGCGGUGGGUUGUUGCUCUGCGAAUUGGCCCACUUCGAGGAGCCUGAUGCGCGUCAGGGUGCAUUUGUUAAAAUUUUUAAACAAGUACGUAGGUAGGCAUCAUGAGGACCCCAAAUUGUCCUAUGGGGGAAGAUGAGAAAGCAGGAUUCAGUCGAGAAAAAGACUCCGGGUCUAGCAAUUUUAAAUUUAGGUUCAAAGAGCCACACCUGUGCAGAAACGAGCCCAAGCUGGGCAGAGACCCAUCUUCCUCCUGCUCUUCUUGCCCGCGUGGCAAUUUGCACUCCCAAAGGCAACUCCUCCUCCUAGGUUCUUAGGUGCACACAAACAUAUGCAAAGACAGGUUCUAAUGGCCACCCUCCUCUCUAAAGCUGCGCGUUAGGCACUUUGUUCUGAACCUUGGAUCCGCCUCUCCCUGCCCUGACCCACCUGGGAAUUGUCCUGGUCCUCCAGGUUGUGUCCUUUCUUUUCCUAGCGGCUUUGUAUUCCAGGCGAUGCAGGUCCUGUGACGUUUCACCGGUCCCUGCCGGCCGCGGGGUUUGUCACCAGUCCCCUCCCGUGGACGGGGGUUUGUCCAGUCACCUGCUGUCCGGGCCGGCGCUGCGGCUAGAGCCUCCUGUUGCCUGGACUUCAGUGUUAGGUCAGAGGGCAACGGCCUUUGUACCGUUUUUGUUUUGGGGUUUUUUUUUGUCCUAGAGGGAAGAAUCAAAUGGCUGAAGAAGCGGCUGUUUUGUCUUCCUUCUGGUGGGGAGGCAGGAAAGACACUGUUCAGAGCCAGACCUGGGCAGGGAGGGGGAGGGGGAUUUGAACCUUUUCCUUGUGUUUUCUAGUUAUUUGUUCACCUGAGCUUCAGUUUUUAAAAUAUGUAAAAUGUGGGGAGGAUGCUGUGGGAUCACCUGUGUCAAGUGUUUAGUUCAAGGCCAGAUGCAGAGCGAGAGAGCUCGAGGCGUCCAGUAGUGUCCAGAGUAGUGGCGAUACAGCUGCCUGACAUCGUCCCUGGGGUGACUCUGGGGUGACUGCCCGUGCAUGUGGGGGGCGUCAGGGUCUAUGAGCAAGGACCAAGCUUGGUCGGCCAGCAUUGGUUCCCUGGGGAAGAUCCUUUUGUUUUGUCCCUGAGCACCUGUGCUCCACUGUGGAGCACUGGGGCUCCCCAGGCCCUUUCUGGGGCUCCCCGUUGGGAGGCCUGGAGGAGAAGGCACGUGGUCUGCCUUAACGUCCUCAAAGCUCUGGUCCCCGGCACAGUUCACAGAUGAAUGCACUUGCUGCUGGUGACAGGGCUGCUGCUACCGUACAGAGUUCUGUGUAUUCUACCUGCGUGAUUCCAUUCAUUCCUCAGAAUUACCCCGUAGGGUAGGAGAGACGAAUAGCCCCACCAGCCAGCCCCUCGGUCAUGGGGGAGCCUAGCUCCAUCCAAAGGGAACCUCGUGUUUGCCGCAUGCCUCUCGGUUCUUCCACGCUGCCCCCUCAAGGCAGGGAAGGAGCCCGUGACACGAGCAGAGUUGCCCCAUGUUCACAUUGGGCAUGAGUACUCCGUGGAGAGGUAUGGUGCCAGACUAAAGGGUGACUUGGAUUUCGUAGGACUAGAAAUGUCCUCUGUGGGUCUGGAAGGAAAAACAAACCCCUGCUACUAACCUCUCCAAACGUCUGUGUGCACUUUCGCCCGUAACACCAUCCCGGCCAACAUGUAGGAUAAAACACUGGUCCACAGCCAGUCUUUGGCAUCCUUUUGGCAACACAGUGUUCUUGGACCCUUGCAAACAGACCCCCAGCAGGGCCCAUGCCUGUAUCUGUGUCUGUUCUCUUGCUGCAGGAGCUCAGGACGAAUUGGCUGCCCGGACGCUGUUGGAACAGCCCUAGAACUGGGUGACUAGGGGACUGCACUGAUCUGAGAGCAUGAGUAGAGAGGAGGAUGAGGCAUUGUUUCGUAUACUCCGUAUUUAUGAUGAGCCAGAGGAGAUGAGCAAUGUGCCCCAAAGCUCUGAUAUUUCCUCCCAGUCCCACCAAGCACAGUCCCAACCAGAGGGGGUGUAUGGAAUGCCCCCGCAGGCCCCCAGUUUCCUGACACAGCGUGGCCUGCUUUAUCAGGAGACGAGCGCCGGCAUCCCACAGCAGUGGGUCCUCCCGACUCUGGGCAGAUCUGAACUCCAGGCCAGUGGUCUCCCCCAGGCAGAGCCAGAAGCAGCCGCAGAGCUGGCCCCCAGCUUCCUGCCAGGACCCAGGUUUGGCCAGCCUUGCCCCUCACCUCCGCCCAGGGAAGAAGUCUGGUCGUUCUUCAGGACAGUUCCGCCUGUUCCCAAUGAAGCGGUGGUCAGGCAGAGGGUCCCCCGGCGGUGCUGGAAGGUUGGCAGGCUCCUCCACGGGAAGAAAGUCUACGCCGUGGCCAUCAGCAGCUCGACUCACCACGUGUACACGUGUGGCCACGGCUACAUUAAGGUCUGGGACGAGAGUGCCCUGCAUGCCUUCAGCAAGGCCCCACAGGCCCAGCUGGACUUGCAGGACCACCAGAACUGUGUCCUGGCCUGCAAGCUGUUCCCGGACGAGCAGUGCCUCAUCACCGGGGGUCUGUCCCAGAGCCUGACCCUGUGGGAUCUGGCACCCACACCGCGCGUCAGGGCCCAGCUGGCCUCCACGGGCCCCCUGUGCUAUUCCCUGGCGCUCUCCUCCAAUGCCCAGAUCUGCUUGGCGUGUUUCAAAGGAUUUGUUGAGAUUUGGGAUUUGCAGAACCAAAUCUUGAUCAGGAAGCACGAGGUCCCUGAAUAUGGGUCCCGCUGCGUGGACAUCACAGGCAAUAAGUUCUGGACAGGAGGUGAAGACACCAGACUCUAUUCCUGGGACCUGAGGAGCUACCAGAGGUUGCAGGAGCACGAGUUACGGCAUGAGAUCCUCAGCAUUACCCACGAGCCCACUGAGGAGUGGGUGCUGGUAGGCCUGAGAACAAGCGACAUCAUAAUUCUCCACACACACCGGCCGGAGAAGUUUAAGGCAGUCUUGCAUAAAUACGUCAACCACCACAACCUCAAGUUUGCCUCCUGUGGUGAGUGGAAGCCAGGUGACCCCUCUAGGGGUCCUGUUCCUAACCCCCAAGGAUGUCUGGUCUUCUGCAGAGUCUGGGUCCAGCCUUGUUUCAGGCUCUGUUCUUCCCUCCCCAGCCCCAAGCCGGGCAGAGUGGAGACCCAGGUGUCCGGUUCCCUGCUGCUGUCACCUCUGCACCUGCUUCUCCACUGCUGCCUCUCCCCCCAUCUCCUGGCCUCCUACCUGUCUUCUGUCCCCAUCCGUCUGCUCUCCGACUCUCCCUGUAACGGUGCCUUCCUACACAGAACAGCAGCCUGGAGACCAGGGCCAGCAGAAAAGGCAUGAAGCCCCAUGAAAUUGUCCUUUUGUGCAGUGAUAUUGAGCCCCGUCCCGUGUGGGGCUGGAGGGAAGGGCCAGAUGAGGGAAUGGUUUGGCUCUUGUCUCUGGUUUUUCUAGAUGGGCACAGUGGGCCAGAGGAAGAGCUUCUCUCUGCUCAGUCAUCUGGGGGAGGGACCUGGGCCCGGAAUGCAAGCUUGGUCUCUGGCUUCUUCACCUGCCUUUCCUUCGCCAGGGAGCUACUUUGUGACCGCGAUCGACGAGUCGAUCCACUGCAUAGCCGCACCUUCUCUACAAAGGUUGU